Clunio marinus is the source of this 195-nucleotide messenger RNA. NCBI's taxonomy places the organism in Eukaryota, Metazoa, Arthropoda, Insecta, Diptera, Chironomidae. The record is from the annotation of a GenBank genome assembly.
AUGCCGAUCAAUAACUCAAGGUCUGGUGUUACCAGUUACGCCCACGCUUUAAGAAGCCAACCUGUACCAAAGCCUAACUAUAUAACAGCAGUAAAGUGCACGCCCGAUCGCACCACGGUACCUAAUUUAAUUUAUUUAGAGUGGUUUUUAGAACAAAUAUCCAUUCCGCCACUAUUUUUGUUGGUGUUGGGAUAA